Molecule: messenger RNA, 762 nt
Organism: Ctenocephalides felis (cat flea)
Lineage: Eukaryota; Metazoa; Arthropoda; Insecta; Siphonaptera; Pulicidae
Product: zinc finger protein 626-like
Exons: 1
Coding region: 1-762 (253 amino acids)
Biological process (GO): regulation of transcription by RNA polymerase II
Molecular function (GO): DNA-binding transcription factor activity; RNA polymerase II cis-regulatory region sequence-specific DNA binding
Source: RefSeq, a predicted model, not a curated record
AUGUCAGUAGAAACAAAUUCAUUAACGAUCCAAAUAAAAAGUGAACCAGCAGAAUCUUCAAUGAAAGAGAAUGAAAUUGAUAAUUCGUUGGAACUAAAUAUCAAAUCAGAAUCAUAUUCUGAGGAUGAAGAAACAUGCUCAUCAGAAAUUAAUAAGUUUGAUGUGACGAAACAAGAAUUAGUAGACAUCAAAGAGGAAUCUUAUACCACAUCUGAAACCUUCGAGCAUAAUCAAGUCACACAUAAUAAUACUUCCUUGAAUGAACACAUGGAUCUUCCCAUCGAAAACAAAUGUUCGGUAUGCCGAAAGGUAUGUAAUAAUUUAUUUAAUUUAAAAAAGCACAUGAGCAUACACAGUGAUGAAAGUCUCAAUGUUGAAAAGAAAUGCCCGGUAUGCAAAAAAGUGUGUAGUAAAUUAUCUGAUUUAAAAAGGCACAUGAGCUCACACAGUGAUAAACGUCCCUACAAAUGCAACAUUUGUAAUAAAGCUUUCAAACUACAAGCAAAUUUAAAAACACAUUCGGAGAUUCAUACUGGUAAAAGACCUUAUAAAUGUCACAUAUGUUUAAGAGCAUUUUUACGGUCAGCAGUUUUGAAGGAUCACUUAAAUAUGCACUUGGAUAAAAAACCUUUUACAUGUGAAAUAUGCUCCAAAGCAUUUAGAAACCAGAAGGCUUUGAAUUUGCAUGUGAAGACUCAUUCUGGAGAAAGGGCUUAUAAAUGUGAAUUAUGUAACAAAUCUUUUAAAGUCAGCCUAAUUUAA